Zea mays is the source of this 7095-nucleotide messenger RNA. RefSeq lists its product as uncharacterized. The coding region runs from base 2042 to 3253 and encodes 403 amino acids. The record is from RefSeq and is a predicted model, not a curated record. The transcript is spliced from 2 exons. NCBI's taxonomy places the organism in Eukaryota, Viridiplantae, Streptophyta, Magnoliopsida, Poales, Poaceae. Gene Ontology annotation, molecular function: zinc ion binding; nucleic acid binding.
GAAUUAUUUCUCACCACCGGAUUGGGCUUGGGCCGUCCGCAUAUAUUAUCUUCCAAAAGUGAACGGAACUGGCCGUCUCCGGAUUCAACAAAUUCGGCUUCUACACAAGGAAGAGACGAAAGGCUACACUGGGCCGCACCCAUGGUAAGCCCGCUACAAAGGAGACUCCGCUGCUCGUUCUCGGCGACUCCCCUUCACCUCCGCCGCUGGCAGCCGUCUCCCGACCGCGGCGGCGCCUCCUCCCACUCCUCCUCGUCGAUCUCGACUCGACGAGCAAGCCACUGUGGAAUCUGAGGUUCAACAAGUAGAGAUAGCUGAGCAGGAGCUCAUUGAAGGCAAGUUGUGCCCUUGAUCACUUACUUUUCCCAGCCAUGUUCUUAUUAAUUUUAAUGAUCUGCAUAGGUUAAUUUUGAUGGGAUCCUUUAGGUUACCCCAGUUUUGGUUAUCUUUAUACCUUGUUCACCACUGAAAUAUUUUUGGGUAGUACUUGCUAUUGCUUUAUGUGGAUUGGGUAUGGAGAUACACUAUUCAUGAUUAUUCUGUUAUUAUCUUGUUAUUAAUACUGUUCAUGUUAAGAUCAUUAAAUUAAUGGGAACAUGGAGCGACCACCCGGGAAAACAGUGCUACCACAAGGGUUUAAUGAGACGCCCUUGGCUGAUUAACUAGGAAAGCUAGUGGAGGUCUACCUUACCCGAAAGGGGCAAGGGCAGUAGGGGAGUGGUCAGUGUAGGGAGGUCCUUGGUUGAUUUUGCUGCGAUGGCAGUCAGGCAAGAACCCUGCAUUGGAGCUUCCUAUAAACUGUAGCGGGUUUUCUGAAGCUAGUGGAACUUUGUAAAGGCCUCGUAGUGUUACCCUGCCUCGCCUCCUCGGUAGAGGUGUAUGGGAUUGGCCGUCUCUUGGCAGAUGGGUAACAUGACUUGUGGGUAAAGAUGCGCAACCUCUGCAGAGUGUAAAACUAGUAUACUAGCCGUGCUCACGGUCAUGAGCGGCUCGGACCCUCACAUGAUUAAUUAUGGAACUUAAAUUUAAUUUGACAUUUGCAUCGCAUUUGGGAUUAUUUUACUAUUACUUUUCUUUAUUAUUAUUAAGGUUUGGUAUUUACUUACACUUAGUAAUUGCUAAUAAAAUUUUGACCAACUUAUAAAAGCAAUGCUCAGCUUCAGCCUUUAUUUCAUUGAUCAGCCUUACACUUCAUGAACUCCCACCUUUGGUGAGUUCAUGCCACAUUAUUCCCCACGACUUGUUGAGCUAUGAACGUAUGUGAGCUCACUCUUGUUGUCACACCCCCCCACAGGAGAAGAACAGGUGGUCGAAGAGGAGCCGCCUAACACUGAGGCAUUCGACUUGAUCUAGGUGGCGUUUCUCAGUCGACAUUGGCGCCGACGAUCCUUAGUUCGUUUUACAUUUAUUCUUUUACUUUGUAAUAAGUCUUCCGCUAUGUAAUAAAUACUCUGAUGUUUUAUGACAUUUAUCUCUAUACACUCUGUUAUUAUAUAUGUUGUCUUCUUUGGCGCAUGUAUGAGAUGCACCCGGCUUUGUUCCUUAAAACCGGGUGUUACAGAAGUGGUAUCAGAGGAAAUGUUGACUGUAGGACGAAACCUAGAUAUAAUGGACAAACCCUUACCUACUUAUCUCAUUCUGAUUCAUUCUACACUUACCUUACUCUGAUUCUUUCUACACUUAUCUUGAUCCUGUCUCACCUUCUAUUGUUCUACUCUGAUCAUUCUUACCUUUUCUACUCUUAGUCAAGAUGGAUUUCACACCUUGGAAUCCCUACCCCUAUGACAUUUUUAAGAGAUAGGAAGCCUAAGACAAAAAUUAAAACUAUUUUCUCUAUUAAAAAUGUUGGUUGAUUGUUCUGAUGAUCAAUGCCUGAUUUGCUUCUUUGAUUGAUUGAAAUAUUACAUGUACAUCUUAGCAUGUGCCAGCAUAAGGUAAUAAAUUAGCUAUGGUAGGUAAAACAUUAAACCGCUUAGCUAAUAAAUCCCCCAAAGUAACAUGAUUUGUAAUUACUGCCUUGUCUACUGCUCUUUCUUACCAUAUGUAUCUAACUCAGAUGGUCAAUACCAGGAGGGGUGGUGGAAUUGAUUUGCCUCCUAACCGACACACUCGAAGGAUAUAUAGACAACCUCAGCCACAGCCUUCAGAGAUGAAUCCUCCACCAGGCGGAGUUGACCCACUAGUUGCUGCUCAGAUGGCGGUGAUGCAGCAAAUGACGGACACUAUGGCUGAUAUGCGUGCCCAGAUGCAGCAAGAACGCCAGGAGAUGCGUCAGGAAAGAGAAGAUAUACGACAGGAGUUGCGCCAAGAGCGAGAGGAGAUACGCCAGGAAAGGAGGGCACAACAACAGCAGCUGCAACAACAAAUGCAACAGCAACAACAGCAGCAGCAGCAACAACAAGUACCACUGCCUCCACCACCACCACCAGUUCCACCCCGAGACAAGCAUAGAGAGUUCAUGAGUCAUAAGCCACCUACAUUUGCAAGCUCACCUGAUCCACUGGACGCGGAUGAUUGGCUGAAGUCUAUUGAGAAGAUGCUGAAUAUUGCACAGUGCACGGACCGGGAGAAAGUUCUUUAUGCCUCAGGUCGUCUGACAGGUCCUGCUGCUGACUGGUGGGAUUCUUAUACUGCUGCCCACGAUGCUGCUGAUACUAUUACUUGGGCGGAGUUCAGUACACAGUUCAGGAACUACCAUAUUCCAGCUGGUAUGAUAAAGAUCAAGAAGAAGGAGUUUCUGUCAUUGAAGCAAGGCAACAUGUCGGUCAGCGAGUACAGAGACAAAUUUAUUCAGCUGUCGAGGUAUGCUCCGGAGGAAGUUGCUGAGGAUGAAAGAAAGCAGGAGCACUUUAUUGAAGGACUUAAUGGACCCUUGCAGUAUGCACUGGUUGCACACACCUUUCCAUCAUUUCAGAGACUACUGGAUAAGGCUCUUGCUAUUGAACACAAGCGUGUUCAACUGAGUGAUUUGAAGAGGAAGGCUAUCUCACAGGGACAGGGUAGCAGCAGUGUUCGUCCCCGCUACGUACCGCCACAGGGUACACCGACUCGACCAGGAGGACCACGCCCAGUUCAGUAUGCUCCACAGGGCUCUCCACGGACACCUACUCGUCAGGCCACUCCGACUGGCACCCCGACGAGGUCUACAGGACAGAAGACUAGCCCUACAUGUUUCAAGUGCAGUCAAAUUGGGCAUUAUGCUAAUGCUUGCCCGAUGGGGAAUUCUGGUACACCAGCUAAGAACAAGCAAUAGACCCCUGGCAAGGGAUAUUCUAUAGCCAGGGUGAAUCAAGUCAGCGUUGAUGAUACUCCUGAUGGUGGUGACAUCGUACUUGGUAUGUUUUAUGUUAAUGCAAUUCCUGCAACCAUAUUAUUUGAUUCUGGUGCUACACAUUCAUUCAUGUCUGCUAGAUAUGCCAACACAAAUGAAAUACCACUACUAAAUAUGAGAAAACUCCUGAUAGUAAUUACACCUAAAGGGCCUGUUGAGGCGAAUCAAAUGACACGUAGAUUGACAUUGACCAUUAUGGGUAGAGAAUUUGGAGCUACUGCCAUAAUAUUAGAGUCAAGCAGUAUAGAUCUGAUCCUUGGUAUGUCAUGGCUAAGAAAGGCAAAUGCCGUUAUAGCAUGUGGUAGAGGUAUCGUAGAGCUCACUACCACUAAAGGAGAAAGAUUUCAAGUUAAUAUUGCAGUAACCUCCUCAUCCAUGCGUGCAAUGUUCUUUAUGCCUGAGGAGUUUGUUGGUGACAACAUCCGGGUGGUUAGAGAUUUUCCGGAUGUCUUUCCAGAGGAGUUACCAGGGAUGCCACCUGAUAGAGAAGUUGAGUUUGUUAUUGAUCUCUUACCUGGAACCGCCCCUAUUUCUAAGCGACCAUACAGGAUGGCUGUAGAAGAACUGAAGGAGCUUAAGAAGCAGUUAACUGAGUUACAAGAAGCGGGGUACAUUCGUCCGAGUUCCUCACCUUGGGGAGCACCGGUGUUAUUUGUGCAGAAGAAGGAUGGAUCGCAACGGAUGUGUGUGGACUAUAGAUCACUUAAUGAUGUCACGGUGAAGAACAAGUAUCCAUUACCCCGUAUUGAGGAUUUGUUUGACCAGAUGAGAGGAGCCAGGGUAUUCUCGAAGAUUGAUCUCCGAUCGGGAUACCAUCAGAUGAAGAUUAGACCCUCGGAUAUUCCUAAGACGACUUUCUCAACCCGAUAUGGAUUAUAUGAGUUUACUGUUAUGUCAUUUGGAUUAACCAAUGCACCAGCUUAUUUCAUGAAUUUGAUGAACAAAGUGUUUAUGGAGUAUUUGGACAGAUUCGUCGUGGUGUUUAUCGACGAUAUUCUGAUCUAUUCUAGGAAUGAAAGUGAUCAUGUACAACAUCUAAGGUUGGUGCUACAAAAGCUGCGAGAUAAUCAACUCUAUGCUAAGUUCAGCAAGUGCGAGUUUUGGAUUGACAAGGUGUCAUUCCUUGGACAUAUUAUUUCUAAUGGAGGAAUAGCAGUGGAUCCUGCUAAGGUCAAGGAGAUUAUGGAGUGGAUAGUGCCCACUACAGUUACUGAGAUUCGGAGUUUCUUGGGACUUGCAGGAUAUUAUCGGAGAUUUAUUGAAGGGUUCUCUAAGAUUGCCAAGCCUAUGACAUCGCUUUUGGAGAAAGGAAGAGAAUUCAAGUGGGAUGAGAAAUGCCAAGAAAGCUUUGAUCAAUUGAAGGAGAGGUUGAUGUCGCCACCAGUAUUGAUUAUGCCAGAUCUACAGAAGGGAUUUGACAUUUACUGUGAUGCAUGUGGCCAAGGACUUGGAUGUGUGCUCAUGCAAGAAGGACAUGUGAUCGCCUAUGCAUCUCGUCAGUUGAGGAAGCAUGAAUUGAACUACCCCACUCAUGACUUGGAGCUGGCUGCCGUUGUGCAUGCACUGAAGAUUUGGAGACACUAUGUUAUGGGAACUAAGUGCCAAGUAUAUACGGAUCAUAAGAGCUUGAAGUACAUAUUCACUCAGAAGGAUCUCAACCUUAGGCAACGCCGUUGGUUGGAGCUUAUUAAGGAUUAUGAUUUGGAGAUUCAUUACCACCCAGGCAAGGCAAAUUUGGUUGCAGAUGCCUUGAGUCGGAAGGAGCAUGUUCACUCCGCUUUCGUUGUCCAGCUACCUGAUGAGUUAGCAAAAGAUUUUGAGAGGCUCAACCUGGGAAUUGUUACACAUACGGAAGGAGUGACUAUUGAAUUGGAACCUACCUUGGAGCAAGAAAUUCGUAAAGGUCAGGUUGGUGAUGCUAAGAUCUAGGAGAUCAAGGAUCUGAUAACAGAGGGUAGAGGCCCGGAAUUCACAGAGGAUGAGCAAGGCACGAUAUGGUUCAAGAAUCGGAUCUGUGUUCCCGAUAUUGAUAGUCUUCGAGAAACCAUAUUGAAGGAUGCACAUGAUUCAGUUUAUUCUAUCCAUCCUGGGAGUACUAAGAUAUAUCAGGAUUUGAAGCAAAAAUAUUGGUGGUAUGGAUUGAAGAGAGAUGUGGCUGCACAUGUGGCUAUGUGCGAUGUGUGCCAAAGAGUUAAGGCUGAACACCAAAGGCCAGCCGGACUACUGCAUCCACUGAAGAUACCUGAGUGGAAAUGGGAAGAGAUUGACAUGGAUUUCAUUGUUGGAUUACCCCGCACGUCUGCUGGAUAUGAUUCUAUAUGGGUGAUUGUGGACAGGCUAACUAAAGUAGCCCACUUUAUUCCAGUGAAGACCACAUAUUCAGGAGCCAAGUUAGCAGAGUUGUACAUGGCACGGAUUGUUUGCCUACAUGGUGUGCCAAAGAAGAUUGUGUCAGACCGGGGAUCACAGUUUACUUCUCGGUAUUGGAAGAAGUUGCACGAGUCCUUGGAUACAAGAUUGAAUUUUAGUUCGGCUUACCAUCCACAGACUGAUGGGCAGACUGAGAGGACCAACCAAGUGCUUGAGGAUAUGUUAAGAGCUUGUGCUCUUAAACAUGGUGGAAGUUGGGAUAAGAGUUUGUCGUAUGCAGAGUUCUCUUACAAUAAUAGCUAUCAGGCCAGUUUGAAGAUGUCACCGUUUGAGGCUUUAUAUGGCAGAAAGUGCAGGACUCCAUUGUAUUGGGAUCAAACUGGUGAAAGGCAGUUGUUUGGGCCUGAGAUUAUACAGGAAGCAGAAGAACAAGUUCAACAAAUAAGGGAGAAUUUGAGAACUGCACAGUCCAGGCAGAAAAGCUAUGCUGACACCCGGAGGAGACUGCUUGAGUUUAAGGAGGGAGAUUAUGUCUAUUUGAAGGUGUCACCACUCCGGGGUAUGAGAAGAUUCAAAGUCAAAGGAAAGUUGUCCCCUCGCUUUAUUGGACCCUUCUUAAUCUUAAAGCGAGUGGGUGAGGUUGCAUAUCAAUUGGAGUUACCGGAUCACCUUGCGGAUGUUCAUGAUGUCUUUCAUGUGUCUCAGCUGAAGAAAUGUCUUAGGGUACCUGAGGAACAAUUACCUAUGGAAGACCUUAGUGUUCAGGAAGAUUUGACUUAUGCUGAGUAUCCCAUCAAGAUUCUGGAUACACUGACUCGUGUUACAAGGAAUAAGGUUAUAAAGAUGUGCAAAGUUCAAUGGAGCCACCACGGUGAAGACGAAGCAACUUGGGAAAGAGAAGAAGAGCUUCGUAUAGAUUUUCCCCACCUUUUCCCUAGAUCUUCUUAAAUCUCGAGGACGAGAUUAUUUUUAAGGGGGGUAGGAUUUGUAACACCUAAAUUGUAAAAGAUCAUAUAAAAGGAGAGUAGUGCCUCCCUUUAUUCAUUUAUGUGAAUUUCACCUAUUUGUCAUCCUGUGAACACCAUAUUUAAACACAAAAUAAUUAACAAAAAUAUAUGCCACUAAAAUAUGCAUCAUGCUGGGAUUUUCUUUUGUGUGCACGUUGUGACAAAAUAAAAUAAUGAAUGUGGCUAGAAAAAUAAUAAAGUCCCAAAGGGGAAAUUUAGAAGAUAAAGAAAUUAUAGAAGUUAGAAAAGAGGAGAUGUAUAAAGACUUAAGAUAAAAACAAUGUAUAUAUAAAUAUAUCUCCAAAUUGAUACUGUUCAUAGCAUAAUAUAAAAUUGGGGAUAAAUUUUCACAGGAAUGGAAAUUUAAAUUUGAAGGGAGUUUGAAGU